This is a messenger RNA of Panicum virgatum (switchgrass), 1047 nucleotides long. Its product is annotated as DPH4 homolog. Gene Ontology annotation, cellular component: cytosol; nucleus. Gene Ontology annotation, biological process: protein histidyl modification to diphthamide; tRNA wobble uridine modification. Lineage: Eukaryota; Viridiplantae; Streptophyta; Magnoliopsida; Poales; Poaceae. The record is from RefSeq and is a predicted model, not a curated record. The transcript has 2 exons. The coding region runs from base 259 to 783 and encodes 174 amino acids. Gene Ontology annotation, molecular function: metal ion binding.
GACCGAGCCGAGUCCGAGCGCUCUCGGCUCCCCACCACCCCUCCCUGCUACCUGCCCACUCGCCCGACCGAACCCUAGGCGGCGCGGCCAAGCUGCCCGUCCCUUGCCACCUCCGCCACCCACCGUCUCCCACUUCCCGGCUCCGGCAGCACCCUCGCCGCCUCCGUUCCCCCAUCGUCUCUCCCGCCUCCACCGCCAGCCGGCGAGCUGCCCGAAGCUCCCUCUAGUCCCGCAGGCCACAGUGGUCCAACUUCCCCAAUGGUUCUAGGCAGCAACAUUUCCAUCCAGAAAACCUUAUACGAGGUUUUAUCUGUGAGUGAAGAUGCUACAUAUGAUGAAAUCCGUGCAGCAUACAAGUCUGCUGCUCUGAACACACAUCCUGACAAAGCACAUAUAACUCUAGAGUCAUCUGUGCCUUCCAGUGAGCAGCAAGAAUUUCUGAGCGUGCAGAAAGCUUGGGAAAUACUACGUCAUCCUGCAUCUAGAGCAGACUAUGAUAAGCAGCUGCAAUCAUCCAGACAGAACCUUGAGAUCAUUGCAUCUGAAAUCGAAGUUGGGGAUAUGAUCAUCGAGAGCACUGCUGAUACUGUGGAGCUGAUGUACCCAUGCAGGUGUGGUGACUAUUUUUCCAUCACUUCGUGUGAACUUAAUGAGAUGGGAAUAUUGGUCAGUGGAGAUGGAGAAGUAGAACAGCAGGUGUCUGGUUCUGAAUCAGCUUCUGUCGUUCUGGGCUGUGGCUCUUGUUCUCUCAAAGUUCGUUUGGUUAUAAAUGAAACUUCAUAAUACAUUUCAGACUCUGGUUGUAUGUUUCCCGGCAGUGAUAAGUUUGAGCAAAUGACCUCAAAAUUAUUGAAGAAUAUGCCUCUGGUUUUCCUGAAAAUAGUGCAGACUAAGAUUAUUAGUUCUUCUGGGAAGUACUGUGAGAUCCUGAUGGGGGUUGCAUUGUGAUAAAUGACGCCUUGACCGUUGUAAUCAGCUAACCACCAUUGUCAAUUGCAGACGCUGGGAAUUUAUAAUUUAAAAUGCCCCCGAGGUGGUUAUCCGGUA